AUGCCGACCAUCUGCGCCGGCGGACAGACCCUGCAGGGCAAAUACGGCGGACGGGCUCCCCCGGAGAUCCAGUUGCCUGACAGACAAUGGCCGUCCAAGAAGUUGACAAGCUCACCAAUAUGGCUAUCUACGGACCUGCGAGAUGGAAAUCAGGCUCUCCCAAAUCCCAUGACGACGGCACAGAAAUGGCAGAUGUUCCGCCUGCUGGUGGACAUCGGAUUCAAACAGAUCGAGGUCUCAUUCCCCUGCGCCUCAGACACCGAGUACGCCUUCACGCGCGCGCUCGUCGAAACCCCCGGCGCGGUUCCCGACGAUGUGAGCCUGGAGGUCAUGACGCCGUGUCGCAAGGAGACGCUCCUCCGAGCAGUCGAGAGCCUAAAGGGAGCCAAGAAAGCAAUAUUGUUCACAUACCUCGCAACCAGCGACAACUACCGCGAGACGAUCCUGCAGCGGUCCGAAACCGAGGCCCUAGAGCACGUGCGCAAGUGCAUCGAGUACGCCCGCGCCAUCACCAAAGACGAUCCAGAAGCUAGCCAAACAGAAUGGACCCUCGGCUUCGGCAUGGAGGACUUCGCGAAUGCCCGUCCGCACGCUGCACUCCGUCUGGCAGCCGUCAUCCAAGCCGCCUGGCAGCCGUCACGCGAAGCCCCCGUCAUCCUAGGGCUGGCGUCGAGCGUCGAGGCCGCAACGGUAAACGUCUUCGCCGACCAGGUGGAGUAUUUCUCGCGCCACCUCGCAGCCCGCGAAACGGUAUGCAUCUCCAUCCACACGCACAACGAUCGCGGCGGCGCCGCAGCGGCCGCGGAACUGGCCUGUCUGGCGGGCGGGGACCGCGUCGAGGGCUGCCUCUUCGGGAACGGCGAGCGCGCAGGCAACCUGGACCUCGUCACGGCCGCGAUCAACGUCUACACGCAGGGGAUCGAGACCGGGCUGGACUUCUCCAACCUCCCCGGUAUCCGCCGCGUGUAUGAGGACAUCACGCGGCUGCCUGUGCAUCCGCGGACCCCGUACUCCGGGGACUUCUACUUCCGCGCGUUCUCUGGCGCGCAUCAGGAUGCGAUUCGCAAGGGGCUGCGGAGGCGGGCGGCGGGUGGCUCCGGCAUCCCGUGGAAGGUCCCGUACCUCCCGCUUGACCCGGCGGAUUUGGGCGUCUCGUUUGAUAGUGUCAUUGGCGUGAAUAGCCAGAGUGGGAAGGGGGGCGUGGCCUGGCUGAUUCAGAACGGGCUCGCGUUGAGCCUGCCGACGCCGCUGGCGGCGAGCUUUAGCCGGCUUGUCAAGGAGCAGUCUGUGGCGCAGGAGAGGGGGUUGGCUGCGGAGGAGAUAUGUGCUCUCUUUGCGGAUACGUAUGAUUUGCGAGACUCGCCCAGUGGCCGCGUGUUGCGGGAGCAAGGGUACGUUGCUGCGGCUCAUUAUCCUGGUUGUGCUCUGGAGCUGGAAGAUAUCACCGACCAGGCUGCGAGGGCGGCGGGGAUAUUGACGAGGGGCUUGGAUUUUCUGUUGCGGUGCACCAGGGUUGUAGCUCACCCGCUCGGGGUGCCUGAUGCAAGUCUGACGGUGGUGUUUGUGCAAUGCGCAGUCACGGAGACUGCAGAGGAAGCAUGGGGGAUCGGGAUCGGGUUCAGCCAGGACUCGGCCAUUGACAGGGCUUUGAUGUCGGUGAUUAACCGCCGUCAAACCAUCAGCAUAGCGCACCUCCUCGUCCUCCCCCACACACUCAGGCAGCGAAUCAACCAGGACCUCCCGAUCGGGCUUGCCAAAAUACGCCACAGAGAACCGCUCCUCCAGCACCUCAUCCGUCUCAACAUCCUUCCCCACGGGCAACAUCACCCGAUGAUUCGCCGAGCACAGCCGCCGGUUCGUCCACCGCUGCAGACAGUCCCCGAUGUUAAUCACCACCUCGUACCCGUCCUCCGGCUCAACGGGGAUAAAGCUGCCUCGGUUCCGCUGGUCCUCGACCUGCAGCCCGCCCACCGAGUCCUGCAGGAGCAGCGUCAGCGUGCCGAAGUCCGAGUGCUCGCCGAUCCGCAUGUUGGUGCGCAGCGCGCUGCAGGGAAUUGGCGGGUAGUGCACCAGGCGCAGCUCGCUGGUGUUGUGGCGGUGUUUGGCGGGCAGGAGGGUGGCGGGGAGGUUGAGGCCCGUGGAGAUGGCGCGUAG
This is a messenger RNA of Aspergillus mulundensis, 2154 nucleotides long. RefSeq names its product Isopropyl malate synthase. Gene Ontology annotation, cellular component: mitochondrion. The coding region runs from base 1 to 2154 and encodes 717 amino acids. The record is from RefSeq and is a predicted model, not a curated record. Gene Ontology annotation, molecular function: 2-isopropylmalate synthase activity. The transcript is spliced from 3 exons. NCBI's taxonomy places the organism in Eukaryota, Fungi, Ascomycota, Eurotiomycetes, Eurotiales, Aspergillaceae. Gene Ontology annotation, biological process: L-leucine biosynthetic process.